UUGUAACGUGGACUUAUUUUUACGGUUAAACCCCCAACGGGACUGAAUACAUACAAUACAUUACCCAAAUUCUCUUUCCUUCUUCAAAUUCAUGCAUCACAACAACAACAACGCACCGUGAGUUGCAGAUCGGAUCACGCUCUUACGGCGGAACACGGCGGAGCACAGUCGCUGCCGAACAACAUUGCCGUUUGAUACUUCCAUUCUCGCUCAAGGAUGUCUGUUGAUGCGGAAUUUCCCAAUGGUCCAUUCAUCUUAACUGAUGAAAAAUUGCCUGAAGUGGCGAAUUCAGCUGUUGCAUGUGAAAAUGCAUCUAGCAGUGGCGCUCUUGUGUCUACAAAAGAAACUUUGAACUGCCCUGCUGAUAAGGGUCAAAUGGAACAUAAUCCAGUCUCAGAGAUAACGGGCAUUGAAGAAAUGAAUGGCGAAUCCGGUGGUUCAGACAAAAAAUAUGAUGACGAAAAAUUAAGUAACGGGAGUGCAGAAGCUGCAAAUGCAGGCAACAGUGGAGACAAGUUACAAUGUGACCAAAGUGUGACAACUGAAAAUGCAGACACUGAUGGUGGUCAAGGUGCACUGAGCAUGGUCGCUGAAAUCACAGGUGUCAAUGAAAGAGGAGGUGAUUUUAAUGGUGUUGUUAAUUUAAUAUGUGAAGAAAGUGCAAAUACUGAUAAGGUAGAGAGAAAUGGCCAUAAGGUACCUAGCACAGAGAUUAAAGCCUUUGAAGAAAUUAUGGGUGAAUCUAGUGGUUCAAGGGAAAAUGAUAAGAGCGUGGAUGCUGAAAAGGGGGAUAUCAACAAUUCAAUGGAUAUCGACCCUGUUACUGAGACAAUGGAAGAAGGCAUGGAAGGAAUGAGAGGCGAAUCUAGUGGCCCUCACAGAAGUAAUGAUGACGGAAGAUUAAGUGAAGAAAGUGCAGAUACUGAAAAGGUAGAGAGCGAUGGCCAAAUUGAACCUAUCACUGUUACAGAAAUUAAAGCCGUUGAAGAAAUUAGCAGUGAAUCUAAUGGUUCAAGUAAAAAUGAUAAGAGUCUGGAUGAUGAAAAGGGGGAUAUCAACAGUUCAAUGGCUAUCAACCCUGUUACUGAGACAGUAGGCAUGGAAGAACUGAGAGGUGAACCUAGUGGCCCUCACAGAAGUAAUGAUGACAAAAUAUUAAGUGAAGAAAGUGCAGGAUCUGAAAAAGCAGACAGCAGUGAAGACAAGUCACUCUCUGACCAAUGUGAGAAUGCUGGAAAUGAAGACAGUAACAGUCAAUCGGCACCCAACAUGAUCACAAAAAUCAAAGGCAUCAAUGAAAUAGGAAGUGAUUUUAACUGUGAUGUCAAAUUAGUAUGUGAAGGAAGUGAGGAUACUGAGAAGGUAGAGAUCAAUGGCCAAAGGGAACCUAGCACUGUUACAGAGAUUGGAGAAAUUAGGUCUGAAUCUAAUGGUUCAAGUAAAAUUGAUGAGAGCACAGAUGCUGAAAAGGCUGGUAGCAACAAUUCAAUGGCUACCAACAUUGUGACUGGGAUCAGUGGAUUAGAAGGUCAGUCUAAUGGUGUAGAGAAAAUUAAGAAUAGUUCUGAGAUCACCGCAAUAGACGUUGAGUCUAAUGGUGCAGAGGAAAUAAGUAAUGAUAAAUUAGUACACCAAGAGAGCACAGAGAUUGAAAAAGCAGACAGCCAAUGUCAAAAGAUUUCCAAUAGCACAAGUGAAAUCCAAGGAAUUGAAGAUAUAGAAGGUGAAUCUGAUGUCACAAACAAAAGGACUGAUGGAAACUCAACAUCUGAAGAUAGAAAGGAUGGUGAAGUAGCGAAUGAUAGCCCUCCAGCUCAUAAAGGUGAAAUCCUUUGCAGCAUUGAUGCUGUCGCAUCUGGAAAGGAGAGCGUGAAUAGCUUGGAUGAUGAUGUUCAAAAUGUGUGCAACACAGUCUUCGACACUAUAUGCAAUGAAGAAAUUGCAAGUAAAUUUGAUGGUGACAAAGAUAUAGAUGGCAAAGUGAUGCACCAAAGAGAUGAGGGUUCCGGAAGAUUGCAUGCUGAUGGUCUAGCUAGUGAAGGGAAGUCCAGUGAUGCUGAACUUUCACGUGGCCCCUCUGUUUUGGCUGAUGCAAGGUUGUCUGAAGUAGAGAAUUCUUUUACUUCGAUCAGCAGAGAUAUGUCUAGCAAUGAUGCUAUUGCAUUGGGAAAUGAAGCUAGUAAUAGCUGUAUUUCUCAUGGUCAAAGUCCAGCUGAUAUGGUUCAAGAGAUCAUUGGUAAAGCAAUAGGAAGUGAAUCUAAUGAUGUGGACAGAAGCAGCAAUGACAAAUUGAUGUGUGAAGACUUUGAGGAUGACAAAUGUUUCACUUGCAGUAGUCCAGCUGCUGAAGGGAUGUCUUGUAAUGCUGAGUUUUCCCAAGGCCUAUCUACUUCCGUUGAUUCAAAAAUUUCUGAAGUUGGUAAUUGUUGUGCUUCAAAUACUGAAAACCUGUCUAGCAACGACGCUGUUGUGGAUGAAAAUGAAGAUUUGAAUAGCUCUACUGAUGACUCCCAACUGCUGGGACCUAACUUGAUCAGAGAGGGUAGUGGAGUUGAAAAUUUGGAAGGUGAAUUAAAUGGUGGUGAUGACAGUAUAAACAACGGAACACUUCACAAAAAAUGUGAGGAUCCUGAAAAAUCACACAACAAUUCAGAUAAUGUGGGGGUGCAUAGUGAUGCUGAAUUUUCUAUCGACCAAUCUGUUUUAGCUGAUGUGAAAUUGUGCAAAGCUGGAAAUUCUUCUGCUUCAAGCAUUAAAGAUGAGUGCCGCGAUGUUGUAUGUGGAAAUAAUUUGAAUGACCCCAUUCGUGAAUGUAAAAUGGUGCCCAAUAUGGCUAUAGAGUUCACUGACAUUGAGAAAGAAGGUGAAUCUACUAGUGUUGCGGACCAAAUCAGCGAUGACAAAUUCAUACAUGAAAGUGAGGAUGCUGAAAAACCACCGAGCAUAAAUAUUGAUGAAAGGAUGUCUUGCAAUGAUGAAAGUAGCCACGAUCAGGCUACUUUGGCUGAUUUAGAGUUAUCUGAAGCGGGAAACACUUCAAGCAGUAGAGAUGUUUCUAGCUAUGAUGCUGCAACAUUUGAAAAUAAGACUUUGACUUGCCCAAGUGAAAUUGAUGAAGAGUCAGCCAUCAUGAGCAUAGAGAUUGCAGGCACUGAAGAAAUGACAGGUGGUUCAGACAGGAGUAAUGAUGACAAACUAAUAUGUGAACAAAGUGGGAAUGCUGAAAUUUCAAGCACUAACGAAGUGUUGGCCACUUCGGCUGAAUGUUCCUCUGUGGAUGUUGCAGCUGUAAAGGAUAUGAAUGAGAUUUCAACAAAGGGAUUUUACUUCCUGAUCAGGAUGCCAAGAUUUGACGAUGAAAAGAUCCGAGAACGCAUCAAAGUUGCUGAGCUAACUGUUGACGAGAAAACACAGCAUAGGGAUGCCUUUAGACAAAAAAUCAGAAACAAAAGAGCCAAUUGCCAAACCCAUGGUGCUGAAUUUGAAGCUGCCAAAGCUCUAGAGAGAGAUGCUAGAAAGCAAGUCAGGACAAAGCGUGCAGAUAUCUCAACACUCCAAGAUAUAAUUGAUAAAGCAAAGAAUGCAGUUGCUGUUAGUGAAAUUGAUAAUAGGAUUUGUAAUAUGGAGCACAUUAUUGGACAUGAAACUGUACCUCUAAAGGAGGAAAAGCUUCUAAUUCGUGAAAUCAAGCAACUGAAGCAGCUUCGUGGACAGCUUUCCUCUAACAUUGGCAACCAGGAUGAAGUGCAGAAGUCUCUGGAUGAGAGAGACGUAAAUGAAGAGCGAUUGAGGGCCUUGAAGAAAGAGCUUGAGAACCUCAAAGUCAAGGUCUCAAAAGCUGAAACAAUUGCGAUGGCAGCUAGCCGAAAAUUUGAAGAUGAGAGUCGAAAGCUCAAAGAAUUGCAAGCACAGUUUAAAGCUGCAGAUGAUAUUCGCCAAGAAGCAUAUGAAGAAUUGCGGAAUUUAAAAAAGGGACUGUAUGAGAAGAAUAUUCAUUUCCGGACGUACAAGGAUAUAGCGACUUUGGCUAGUGAUCAUGCACGAAAGAGAGAAAUGGAGGCUCUUAAUCAUCUCUGUGUGAAUCAGGUUGAAAGGUACAUGGAACUUUGGAACAAGAAUGAUGAGUUCAGAAAGGAUUACAUCAGGUGUAAUACAAGGAGUACAGUAAGGAGAUUUGGGACCUUGGAUGGUGGUUCACUUGGUCCUGAUGAGGAGCCAGCUGUUCUUCCCAGUUACCGGGUGGAAAGAGUUAAUAGGAUGGUAGCUAGUGUAGAUAAAAUUAAUAGUGUGUCACAACCUCCGAUCUCUCAGCAAGGAAAGCAAGUAGUAGUUCUUAAGGAUGAAAUUAAGGAUGACAAUAUUGUUCUGCAAGCAGCGGAAGGGGUGAAACAGGUUGAGAAAACGAAAGAGGCUCGCAAACCAAUUCAAAGAGAGAGUACGGUUGAUGAGCCAAAAGAGGUCGAGCAUCUGCAAAAUGCUCAGGAGCUAGAGGCUGCUAGAAAGGAGGAGGAACUGAGGAAGCGUGAGGAAGAAGUCAGGUUGAAAGAGCAACGGCGGUUGGAGGAGAUUGCAAAGGCUAAGGAGGCAUUAGAAAGGAAAAAACGCAAUGCAGAAAAGGCCCAACUGAGGGCUGAAAUGCGAGCCCAGAAGGAAGAAGAACAGAGACUGAAGGAGAAGGAGAAAAGACUGCGGAAGAGGGAAAGGAAGAAGGGUUCCGUAGGUGAAACCCACAGCGAAAGUAAUGAUGGUGAAACUGCUUUGAUUUCCACCAGCCCAAGAGAAACUGUCAAGGAGUUCGAGGCUGCUGAGCAUUCUCAAACAAUCACUAGGAGAACUCAGAAACCGUCUCAAUAUACAAAACAGAUGAAGACUAAAUCCAUUCCUCCCCCGCUUCGAAUCAAAAGUAAAAGGAAAUGGCAGCAGUGGUUUUGGUUAUUUCUUUCUUGCCUAAUCGUCAUUGCUCUGUUCUUCCUAGGAAACAUCGGCUUCUUCUCCCAUCUGAAGCCGCCAAAAAAACCUGGAUAUUAAGGUCAUUUCAUUACCUUGUUAGAUUUGGCUCGGAGUGAAGACGACAGGUUUGCUUUAUUAUAUCUUAUAGAUGAAGAGAUGAAAGACCAUUCUUUUGUUCUAUAUAUACAUAAUAUGUUGGUUCAUCAUAGUUUUGAACAUUUUUGGUUCUUAAUAGAGUGAUAAGAUUUUUUUUUAAGUAACAGAGAACGUUUUUAUAUUGGUAUUUAUUACUUUAAAAAAAACAGAUACUUAAUAAUCCUAUUGUUCGUAUUGUGCUUAAUGGUAAAGUAUUAUCCAA
Messenger RNA from Solanum dulcamara, 5308 nucleotides. RefSeq lists its product as uncharacterized. The coding region runs from base 217 to 5028 and encodes 1603 amino acids. Lineage: Eukaryota; Viridiplantae; Streptophyta; Magnoliopsida; Solanales; Solanaceae. The transcript has 13 exons. The record is from RefSeq and is a predicted model, not a curated record.